ACUGACGGAAGAGAAGCACAGUGCAGUCUGAAUAGUGAAUACUUUAACUUCAACCUGCUGCUGAGAAUCAGGGAAAGUAACAAAGGGAACAUUUUACAGCGAGGAGAGGAAACAUAACUGACUGACUUUUUGUUUAGCGUUCUGCCUGCUGUCUUUGCAUCUUCACUCAGGGAGAAAAUGGCCUCCCAUUUGGAGAAUGAUCUCUCCUGUUCUGUCUGCAGUGACAUCUGUAAAGAUCCUGUUGUUCUGUCAUGCAGCCACAGUAUCUGUGAGGAUUGUCUGAAGAGCUGGUGGACAGAGAAACCAACACAGGAGUGUCCAGUUUGCAAGGAAAGGCCUUUACUGAGUGUUUCGCCAUGUGACUUGACCUCAAAGAACCUGUGUGAGGCCAUCUUACUGGAGAGAGAUCAGAGAGCUUUAGAGUUUCUCUGCAGUCUGCACUCUGAGAAACUCAAACUCUUCUGUCUGGACCAUCAGCAGCCAGUGUGUCUUGUCUGCAGAGAUUCGAAAACACACAACAACCACAGAUUCAGACCCAUCGAUGAAGCUGCACAGGAUCACAAAGCAGAGCUGCAGAAAUCCCUGAAGACCUUACAGGAGAAACUGAAGCUGUUUGAACAAGUUAAAGAUGACUUUAAUCAAACAGCAGAGCACAUUAAGGUCCAGGCCCGACACACAGAGAGACUGAUUAAGGAGCAGUUUAAGAAACUUCACCAGUUUCUACAAGAGGAAGAGGAGGCCAGGAUCUGUGCUCUGAGGGAGGAAGAGGAGCAGAAGAGUCAGAUGAUGAAGGAGAAGACUGAGGCUCUGAGCAGAGAGAUAGCAGCUCUUUCAGACACAGUCAGAGCCACAGAGGAGGAGCUGAGAGCUGAAGACGUCUCAUUCCUGCAGAACUACAAGGCUGCAGUGGAAAGAGUCCAGCAGCGCCCCCUGCUGGAUGAUCCACAGCUGGUCUCAGGAGCUCUGAUAGAUGAGGCCAAACAUCUGGGCAACCUGACCUUCAACAUCUGGAAGAAGAUGAAGGACAUGGUCUCCUACGCUCCUGUGAUUCUGGAUCCAAACACUGCUCAUCCAGAACUCAUCCUGUCUGAAGAUCUGACCAGUGUGAGACACGGAGAAAGACAGAAGCUUCCUGAAAACCCAGAGAGGUAUGACUGUUACUGUAUUGUACUGGGCUCUGAGGGCUUUAACUCAGGGACUCACAGCUGGGAUGUUGAGGUUGGAGACAAUACGGCCUGGUUUGUUGGUGUGGCAGCAGAAUCUGUCCAAAGGAAGGGAGGCGUAAAGUCUGGAUUGUGGCGAAUAGGGUCAUAUGGUGGUAAAUAUACAGCAGUUUCCCCAUCACAUCCCGCUGUUCUCUCAGUUAAGAAGAAGCCCCAGAGGAUCAGAGUCCAUGUGGACUGGGAUAAAGGGCAACUGUUAUUCUCAGAUGCUGAUACUAAGACACACAUUCACACCUUCACACACACUUUCACUGAGAGGGUGUUUCCAUAUAUCAGUAAUGGGAAUAAACACCAACUAAAAAUAUUACCAUGGAAGGUCUCUGUAAAACAGCUUAGUCAGGGAUGAAGAUGUGGUACGAACAGCGAUCAUUUCUUACAUGAGAAUACCGAACAAUUAUAGGUUAUUUGAAGGUAUGUCAUUUCCCUUAAAUGCAUUAUAUUCGCUGUGUAUUAACAUUAUGGUACUAUCCUUUGUGUAUCAUACUGAAGUCGUGUUGCUGUCACCUGAUGACUGUAAGUCCAACUAGUUUGUUUUUUGUUUUGUUUUUUUAUAAAGGGUCACAACCCCAAAAGGUUCGGAACUAUUUAAGUACAAGUGCCUCAAACGUGUACUUUAGCACAGUACUUAUUACAGUAAUAAUUGUAGCUGCUUAUUAUUUUGUACCACUGUAGGUAAUAUAUAACAUAAAAAAUAUAAAAUCAGGAGACACUUCUGAGUGCAUCCUAAAACUGCUACUUAGAUAAAAACUUAUAAAAGGGUGGCAGUAGCUCAGUCCAUAGGGAUUUAGGUUGGGAACCAGAGGAUCACCAGUUCAAAUCUCUGUCUGCACCAAUCAUGGGGCAUGGACUGGUAGCUGGAGGUUUGCCUCCUGGGCACUGCUAAGAUGUCCCUGAGCAAAGCAUCAAACCCCCAACUGCUCAGUUCUUAAGCUGAACAGACUGUACAGUGUGUCAGUCUGCUGUUAUUGCAUCAUACAACCACAGGAGGGAGCUCCAAACUCAUUUACUCAAAUAGGCUUGAAAGCCUGCAGUGUGGAGUCAUUGAGAUGUUGCAACAUCACACUGUGAUGUGCCUGCAUGUCGUUAUUGAUUUGACUUUAUGUAGCAUUUGUUUUUCAGUUAGUUUAUACCUUUAUCCCCCCCCCUCAUGUUUAUUUUAAUUAAUUUUGUAAGUUGAUGUGAAAGGUUUUCAUCCAAAAUUGAAACCAAACAAAACUCUCUCCUUCUUGAGCUCUAAUACUGCUAAUAUCUGUUAUCUGAUACUUUUAAAAAAAAAAGAAUGAUCUUUUAACGCUUUGUUGUUGCUACUUUUCUAAAGUAUUGGAUUUAAGUUUGUGAUUUGGCACCCGUGUUACAGAUUACAAAUACCUUGGCAUCUGGCUAGAUGACGAGCUUUUAUUUGAAACACAUGUGGUUGAGCUCACAAAGAAAGUGACAAUUAAACUGGGUGCAUUGAACAGAUUUACGUCAUUAAUCUCUUUAGAAAAUAGAAGGACAAUCAUUCAAUCAACUGUAAUGUGACAGGAUUUUCUACAUAUUACUGUUGUUGUUGUUGUUGUUGUUGUUGUUAUUAUGUAUCCGUCUUUUAUGGCAGACUCCAUUCUUAAUUAUUUAACAUUUUCAUCUUUUUACUGUUUUUUUUUUAAAUUUGCUGUAAUUCCUGAUAGACACUGCUAUUUUCACUGCUUUUCAUAACUUAAUUGCAAUUAUAUAUUUGUAUCCUUCUAGCCCAUUGAAUGUGAACUCAGGGCAUUGCUGUAAAUGAGCUUAAUGCUUAGUCGAUUUUCCCUCAAUAAACAACUGUUGAUGACGAUGAUG
Epinephelus moara (kelp grouper) is the source of this 3041-nucleotide messenger RNA. Its product is annotated as nuclear factor 7, brain-like. Gene Ontology annotation, molecular function: zinc ion binding; protein binding. The record is from RefSeq and is a predicted model, not a curated record. NCBI's taxonomy places the organism in Eukaryota, Metazoa, Chordata, Actinopteri, Perciformes, Serranidae. The transcript has a single exon. Bases 178 to 1569 code for a protein of 463 amino acids.